GCCGCCGGCUCCCGCUCAGGCUCCAGCUCCGGCUUUUCCCUCCACCAGCUUUUCCCCCUCCCCGCCUCUCCUUUAACUCCCCCUCCUGGGUUGGGGACUGGUUUCCUCCCUGAGCCCGCUGCCCUCAAUCCCAGCGAGGCUGGGGCUCCGGCGCGGCGCCCCCUUCCUCCUUCCCUAGUCUUGCGACUCAUGCCGCCCCCGCCCGGCCCCCAGCUGCCCCAUUCCCCCACCUAGGCCCGCUCCCAAAUCCCGGAGUGCUGGAACGUGGGCCGGGGGUGGGGGGUGCAGGGCGCCUGCAGACGGCCCCUGCAAGGGCUCUUGAGGGACUGAGUUCUCCAGAACGGGGGCACAGGCAGAGCAGGAAGGGGGACACGUAGGAACGGGGCAGGGGGGACCUCAGCCACUGGGGUGGUUGGGGAAGAAUAGCCAGGGAAGGUGAGGCAGUCACCCCAGGGGGUGAGCGACUUUGGGGGAGUUGGUGCCCCGCCCCCUAGGCCUUGGCGGGGUCAUGGGGGCCCCCCAUUCUGGGCCGGGGGGCGUGCGAGUCGGGGCCCUGCUGCUUCUCGGCUUUUUGGAGCUGGUGUGUGGGCUCAGCCUAGAGCCUGUCUACUGGAACUCGGCGAAUAAGAGGUUCCAGGCAGAGGGUGGUUAUGUACUGUACCCUAAGAUUGGAGACCGACUAGACCUGCUUUGUCCCCGGGCCUGGCCACCUGGUCCCCACUCCUCUCCCAGUUACGAGUUUUACAAGCUGUAUCUGGUAGGGGGUGCCCAGGGUCGGCGCUGUGAGGCACCCCCUGCCCCAAACCUCCUUCUCACUUGUGAUCGACCAGAUAUGGAUCUUCGCUUUACCAUCAAGUUCCAGGAGUUUAGCCCUAACCUCUGGGGCCAUGAGUUCCGCUCCCGCCACGAUUACUACAUAAUUGCCACAUCUGAUGGGACCCGGGAAGGCCUAGAGAGCUUGCAGGGAGGUGUGUGCCUAACCAGAGGCAUGAAGGUGCUUCUCCGAGUGGGCCAGAGUCCUCAAGGAGGGGCUGCCCCUCGAAAACCUGUGUCUGAAUUGCCUGUGGAAAAAGAUGGAGGGGCAGCCCGCAGCCUGGAACCUGGGAAGGAAAGCAUGCCAGGUGACCCCACCAGCAAUACAACCUCCAGGGGUGCUGAAGGCCCCCUGCCCACUCCCAGCGUUCCCGCAGUGGCCGGGGCAGCGGUGGGGCUGGCGCUGCUCUUGCUGGGUGUGGCAGGGGCUGGGUGUGCCAUGUGUUGGCGGAGACGGCGGGCCAAACCUUCAGAGAGUCGCCACCCUGGUCCUGGCUCCUUUGGGAGGGGAGGGCCUCUGGGUCUGGGGGGCGGGGGAGGGAUGGGACCUCGGGAGGCUGAGCCUGGGGAACUAGGGAUAGCUCUGAGGGGCAGUGGGGCUUCAGACCCCCCCUUCUGUCCCCAUUAUGAGAAGGUGAGUGGUGAUUAUGGGCAUCCUGUGUACAUCGUACAGGAUGGACCCCCCCAGAGUCCUCCAAACAUCUAUUACAAGGUAUGAGGGCUCCUCUCAUCGGCUCUUCUGGAUCCAACCCUUCAUGGGGUACUCCCUCCAAUUUAAUUUGUGGCCCGAGGGCUGCUUCUAGCAUCUCCUUAGCCCCCUUUGCCCUGCCACCUCCAUUGUCCUACCUGGUUACUUCCUUGUUCUCCACUUUUGGAUUCCUGAAACGCCCACUGACCCACCUCCCACCUCACUGGCCAUAUGUGACCCUAUCUGUCUCUGUAUUCCUGGGCCCUGUUCCUUUGGGGAGGGGGGAGAAGAGGCUUAGCCUC
This is a messenger RNA of Chrysochloris asiatica (Cape golden mole), 1803 nucleotides long. It is a transcript of the gene EFNB3, whose product is annotated as ephrin-B3. Gene Ontology annotation, biological process: ephrin receptor signaling pathway; axon guidance. The record is from RefSeq and is a predicted model, not a curated record. Gene Ontology annotation, molecular function: ephrin receptor binding. The transcript is spliced from 5 exons. Bases 509 to 1531 code for a protein of 340 amino acids. Gene Ontology annotation, cellular component: plasma membrane. Lineage: Eukaryota; Metazoa; Chordata; Mammalia; Afrosoricida; Chrysochloridae.